AUGGCACCAAAACGAAGCAAGAAAACUUCAAACUCUUGCUCAUCAUCAAAACAUAAAAAUCAAUUCGCUGUGGAAGCAAUUCUGAACAAGCGAAUGACAAUUGAUGGGAAAGUUGAAUAUUUACUUAAAUGGCAGGGACACACGGAAGACGAAAAAUCGUGGGAGCCUGAAACAAAUCUCAGCUGCUCUGAUUUGAUUGAAAAAUUCAACAAAUUUCAAAAACGAAAUGAAAAAGCUACUUCGUCCGAACCUGUUGAACAAAUUAUUGGUGCUGCAUGGAUGGAUAGUGAGGUAAAAUUAAGAUAA
Messenger RNA from Meloidogyne enterolobii, 306 nucleotides. The record is from the annotation of a GenBank genome assembly. Lineage: Eukaryota; Metazoa; Nematoda; Chromadorea; Rhabditida; Meloidogynidae.